CGUUUCUUGUUCGCCACGCCACUCUCUUCUUAAAAUUCCAACCUUUGUCGGCAUCUGGUCAUUCACCUCCACUCACCACCAUAAACCCUAGAACUCUCCCGGAGAUGGCAGGAAUUGGUCCGAUCUCGCGGGACUGGGAGCCGGUGGUCAUACGCAAGAAGGCCCCCACCGGCGGCGCCAAGAAGGAUGACAAGGCCGUCAACGCCGCUCGCCGCUCCGGCGCCGAAAUCGAGACCGUCAAGAAAUCUAAUGCUGGCACAAAUAAAGCUGCUUCUAGUGGUACAUCCUUGAACACAAGAAAGCUUGAUGAAGAAUCAGAGAAUCUUACUCAUGAUCGAGUGCCAACAGAAUUGAAGAAGAACAUUAUGCAAGCCAGAAUGGAUAAAAAAUAUACCCAGGCGCAACUUGCUCAGCUGAUCAAUGAGAAGCCCCAAGUGAUUCAAGAAUACGAGUCUGGUAAAGCUAUUCCUAACCAGCAACUAAUAAAUAAACUGGAGAGGGUUCUAGGAGUGAAACUACGGGGGAGGAAAUAGUAGAAGCAGCCAUCAAAUGGGCCUAAUGUAAUAAGUUACACUGGACUGUAUGUUGGUCUGUCUCACAAUGUGGUUGAUAGCUUGGAUGAGUUCAAUGAAUUUCAACCUUCAGCUUAACAAAUGAAUUCCAGCUACAUUUCUUUCAAAAGCAAUCGUCUGUUGGACUCAAGAAUCCUGUAGUGAUUUUUCUUUUGUGUCUUGCUGUUGGUUUAACCUCUUUUGCUUGUUAAUAAGGAGCACUUUUAUAAAUGCAGAAGACUGUUUUGGGUGCAUAAACUAUGAAUUUUGAAUACAUUGUUGCAUAGUUUCCAGCAACAUUUAUGCUCAA
This is a messenger RNA of Dioscorea cayenensis subsp. rotundata (Guinea yam), 861 nucleotides long. RefSeq names its product multiprotein-bridging factor 1b-like. The transcript is spliced from 4 exons. Gene Ontology annotation, cellular component: nucleus. The record is from RefSeq and is a predicted model, not a curated record. Gene Ontology annotation, molecular function: DNA binding. The coding region runs from base 105 to 533 and encodes 142 amino acids. NCBI's taxonomy places the organism in Eukaryota, Viridiplantae, Streptophyta, Magnoliopsida, Dioscoreales, Dioscoreaceae.